AGUAAAACAUAGUUAAAAGUUUCCAUAAUAUAAAAUAAGACAAGUAAAAAUACAGCCGUAAAAGAAAAAUGGAGGUUGUAAUAAAAUACGGAGGGAGAGUACAACACAAUUGUAUUUUCUUGUUGGGCCAAACCAUCCUUAUCUUCUAACCUACAUUGUUGGGCCUAGAGAUUCAACAGGCUCCAACCUCAAGAAAAAGAAAUUAAAACCAUGCAAAAAUAAAAUAAACCAUUUCGUUCAUAUGUGUUGACUGCUUAAGCUCCCUAACCUCAACAAUCCAACACGUGCCAAAUUCCAGCUUUACGUGGCAUACGAAUAACUUGCCACCUUUUCUUUCCUCUUACAACCUCAAACCCUUUAUAGUUAACAUAACAUCAUCUUCAAUUUCUUCAACCAAUUAUUUACAAUUAGUGUUACACCGAUCGAAAAAAAUAAGUUGAAAUCUUAUCUUAUUUUUUUGUUGGAAGAAAAAUCAAAUAUUAAUUAGCUUUAGUUUUUGUAAUGGCGUCUAUGUUUAUAGUGAAGAACACCUUUUUGAAGGUUACGAAAGUUGGUUUACCUACACAAGUUGCUAAUCUUUACCCUCGUAAAGUUUCACGGGUUUGCUUCACUUCUGCCUCUAGAUUUAACGAGCAAUAUGCUCGAGAUAAUGAAGACGAAAAAUCUGCUGACAGAAUCAGGCAAGCGCGACAAGUUUACGAGAGCGACGAAGAAGCCAAGGAGGUAGAGAGGAAAUACUCCGAAAUGAAGCAAAAAGCAAAUGACACUGCCAACGAUGUGAAAGAGAAGGCCAAGGAGAGUAGCCGACAAGCCGGCGAAGCAUGGCAGGAAGCCAAGGACAGAGCAAAACAGGGCGCGGAGGCAGCAAAACAAAAGGCCGAAGAAGGCAAGAAUCGUGCAAGCGACACAAUGUACAAUGCAAAAGAAAGGACCAAGGAUACGGCAGACUGGACUGCCGACAAGGCAAAGGAAGGAGCCAAUAGAGUCGGAGACACUAUGCAACAUGCAAAACACAAGACCAAGGAGGCAAUGCAAGAUGCAAAAGAAAUGACCGAGGAUACGGCGGGUUGGACAGCCGAUAAGGCGAAGGAAGGGGCCGGGAAGGUGGGAGAGGCGGUCCAUAAUGUGAAUGAGAAGGUUAAGGAGACGGCGAAGGGGGCGUGGGAGACAGCGAAGGAUGCUACACAAAAGGUUAAGGAGACGGUGGUAGGGAAAGAUGAGGAGAGCAAAAGGGUGGAUGAAUAUUUGGAUGAUCAUUUGCCUAAGCGUCCCGAGGAUGUUUGGCGUGACGAAAAAAUACGUGGUGAUCGUCCUUAAAUUAAUUGUAUGUGUUGAUGGCUUGUGUUGAUCUAAAAUGCUUUUGUGCUUUGUGUUGCACUUGUCUAGAUAGGGAAAAAAAUGGCCCAUGCUAUGUGACAUUGGUCCAAGUAUAACUUUGGAUAUGAUCAAUAAUUUGGGACCUUUGAUCAAUGUAUUUUGUACCUUAGCUUGUAUUAAAAUAUGUCCCAUUACAAUUUUCUUUA
This is a messenger RNA of Chenopodium quinoa (quinoa), 1523 nucleotides long. Its product is annotated as desiccation-related protein PCC3-06-like. The coding region runs from base 502 to 1317 and encodes 271 amino acids. The transcript has 2 exons. The record is from RefSeq and is a predicted model, not a curated record. Lineage: Eukaryota; Viridiplantae; Streptophyta; Magnoliopsida; Caryophyllales; Amaranthaceae.